Molecule: messenger RNA, 2073 nt
Organism: Parnassius apollo (apollo)
Lineage: Eukaryota; Metazoa; Arthropoda; Insecta; Lepidoptera; Papilionidae
Source: the annotation of a GenBank genome assembly
AUGAAUGAGAAAAAGGUGUUUCAUAAUUUCAAGAGCUACAUUAACGAGGCGACUUUGAAUAAUGGUGGUAAAAAUGGUUCAAUUCAAGAGCUGAAGCCCAAAUUAUUAAAUGGGGAGCUGGUAGUGGGAGCGGCGCACAGCGUGGUGCUGCUGACACCGCUGAGCGAGCGCGACAGCGGCCGGUUCGGAUCCUUGUUCGUAACAAACUACAAGCUCUCGUUUGUGCCACUAGAGACCUCGCAGUACGAUGAGUAUGGUCAAAAGAACCAUCUACUUGGUACGUUCGACGUGCCGCUCACAGGUGUAGGCGCGUUGUGGCUGACUGAUGGCGGGCCGCAACGGAGGCGCCGCUUGCUGCCAUAUGCAGAUAUGCCCGGGAAGGUCAAGGGAUUGCAGGUCAUAUGCAAGAAUAUGAAAGUUAUGACAUUCAGCUUCGCAAACUCACCGAUCGGCAACGGAAGGAAAGUAGCGAUGGCGCUCAUACACCACGCCUUCCCCAAGCGGCACGACCUUCUGUUCGCCUUCGAGUAUAGAGAGCCCUAUUACCCCACGCUCCCCUCAGACCUCAACAUGUUUCAACGGCCAGGGGACUGGAAGAGGGAGCUGGAACGUUGCGAAUGUCCACAUUGGAGGAUCACAUGUAUCAAUGGAACGUCAGAUGCCUUCAUGCUAACCGCCGGCGAAACGCUAAUAGUACCUAGUUCUGUACUGGAUUAUAAUCUGAUGGAAUCCGCGAGACAUUUUAGGUCUGGGAGGGUCCCUAUUUGGGUGUGGGGGAGGCCGGAGGGUGCGGCGUUGUUGAGGAGUGGGGAGUUAUUGGCAACGGAACAGUCUGCUACUGCCGAGAGUGUUUUAUUGGAACAGGUGCGGCGGUCGCACCCGAAGCUGACACCGCCUCGGGUGCUGUACCUGUGCGGCAGCUCGGCGGUGAGCGGCGCCUCGCCCGCCGCGCCUCCCGCCCCGCCACCGCUGCCGCCGCUGCACGCGCUGCUCGCCGCGCACAAGAAGCUCGCCGACCUCUGCACUCCCACCACGCUGCCCAACUUCUGGUUACAAGACUCGCAGUACUACUCGAUUUUAGACUCUAGUCGGUGGCUUCGAUACGUAGCGAACUGCCUCGCUUUUGCUGACGACGCGGCCUCACAUCUCACAGCCAACGUCACCGUUGUGUUACAAGAAGGCGAUGGCGUGGACUACUGUGCGGUUGUGUCGUGUCUAACGCAGCUCUUAAUAGAUCCGUACUUCCGUACGAUAUCUGGCUUCCAGUCCUUAAUUCAGAAAGAGUGGAUAGCACUCGGACAUCCCUUCUGUGAUAGGCUGGGGCUGCCGCGGCCGGGCCCGGGCCGGGAGUCCCCGGUGGCGGCGCCCGUGUUCCUGCUGUUCCUGGACUGCGCCUGGCAGCUGCUGCAGCAGUUCCCCGCUGCCUUCCAGUUCACCGACACCUACCUCGUUACGCUCUGGGACUGCGUGCACAACCACCUCUUCGACACCUUCCUCUUCAACUGCCCCAGGGACAGGGACCUGGCUGUGUCCAAGAACUUUACCCCAAGGCCGGUUUGGGAUUGGGGUGAACAGUUCUCGGAACAAGACAAGGCAUUAUUCUACAACCCUCUGUAUAUGAUAAGCAAACCCAUCCCGAUGACUGCACAGAGGUUAAGUAUGCCGGCAGGGAGCUGGCGCAACUCGAAGCAGGCGGACGACACCGAGCGGCUUCGGCCGUGCUGCUCGGUGGCCGGCGUGGAGCUGUGGGCGCUAUGCUACGAGCGCUGGCUGCCGCCGCUGGACACGCCGCACGCCGGCCGCGUGCACUUCCACUUGCAUCACUGCCGCCUGCGAGCGCAGAUCCAACAGUUAACCGAAAAACUAUCCUCCCUCUCGAUAAUGAACAACCGACAUUCGAACGGCGACGAAGAUGCAACGGAGUCGUUCCGUGUACCCGUCGUGUCACGAUUCUACCCGUUCAGUCUCAACCGGUACGAUAACGCCACGAGGAAUUUAGACUCUAUGCAGGUCAGCCUUAUAGACGCCAGUCAGUUACUUGACUCACAAUCUCUUUUAAAUGCACCCGAUUAA